Molecule: messenger RNA, 1490 nt
Organism: Symbiodinium necroappetens
Lineage: Eukaryota; Dinophyceae; Suessiales; Symbiodiniaceae
Source: the annotation of a GenBank genome assembly
GCAGAGCUCGUGAGCUCGUGUUUCAAUCCAGUCGUGGGAACUGUAGUGCCCAGCUGCGGGCUAACGUCCAGCGCACCUGGCCGCAGGAAGUGCAAGAUCUAGAUGUUGACACUGCCAUCCUCAGGAUUGAACAGCGGAUUGCGCUACUCCGGGAGGCCAGGCGUCAGGAGCGCAUCUCGGCUUGGAAGCAGGACAUGGCUGCCAUGGGUCGUAAAGCGACCAAGUGGUUGAAGCGUUCGGUUACCGUGCUGCCUGCCAGUGUCUCCCGCGUGACUUCGGAGGGCAUUCAAGAGGUUUCCGGCAACAAUCAGCAGGCCCUUCUUUUUCUUAAAGGUUUUUGGAAAGAUGUAUGGGAGCGUCCCGCUGAGCCACAGGAGCUUCGGCGUCUUCGUUCUGACAGUUGCGACAGAACCUCCUCCGCCGUUUCGCUUCCGCCUGAUCUUUCCUUGAGCCCUAAGGAAUUGAUGGCCGCUGCCGGCUUGCGGGCAGGGGGUAGUGCCAGCUUGGAUGGCUGGGGCGGGGAUGAAGUGAGUGUACUUCCCUUACAGGCGUGGGUUCAGUUUGCUUCUCUGCUUGCAAGAUGGCAGCAGCGCAACCGCUAUCCUGAGGUGUGGACUCACUAUCGCUCGUCCUUCAUUCCGAAGCGGGAUCCUGAAGAGCACGUCCUGCCGGUUGACGCCUUGCGUCCCCUCAGUGUUCAGAGUUUCUUCUGCAGGGUUGCCCUCAUGGCCAAAAGCCAGGUCAAGAGAUGGUUUGAGGCUCAGGUCAGUCCAUGCACUCAUGGAGCUCUGCCGGGGCGUGGGGUGCACGCGGCCCUGGCCGCCCUGACUACUGCGUUUGCGGCUCCAGGAGCCGUGCUUGUGUCUCUUGACCUCAGUCAAGGGUUUGACCGUGCCACCCCUGAGCUCACUGUCGGGAUGAUGGCUCGGCAAGGCUUCCCGGUUCAGUGGGCGCAGUACCUCAUGCAUGUAUGGGGCAAGCAAUCCAGGUGGCUUACGUGGAGUGGGGAAACGCUCAGUGCGCCCGAAGUCGUCUCCACUUCGGUUCCUCAAGGGGACCCCUGUGCCCCGGCCGCCUUCACGAUUCUCUUGCAGCAAGGCGCUGACGAGCUGCAGGCGCAGGCCUUGAGAGCCGCGGGGAUUGGGCCAGUCUUCGCAUCUUGGGCCGGGUGGCUUGUGUGCUGGGGUGUUUGGUUUGACAGCUACCCGCAGGCAUCUUUGGCAAAUGCUGUCCGGGCCUUGGACUGCGUCACGGUGCUUUGCAUACAGGAGGUGAGUGGCAGGAGCUGUUUUGAUCGUUUCUUGCACAAUCCCAAGAGACAUGAUGCUGCUGACUUGAGGGCUGCGGGGGCACGCUAUGAUGAGAAACAGGUUGCUGCCACGCGCAUGCUUUGGCGCAAGUCCGGUGCUGAGGAACGUGCCGUCGUGGGAGCAUCUUGUGUGGAGAUGUUCGCAUUUCAGGGAGGGCAGGCCCUUCCUCGCUCGAGCUAA